UUUCUGAUUUCUAUCCCUAUAAAUACCCCUCUCUCAUUCAUCACUUCCCAUCAUCACAUUCACUGCCCACUCUCUCUCUCUCUCUCCUCUUUAACUAAUUCUUUCGCAACUCUUCUCUUCAUACUAAGAUGGCAACAGCUGAGGUUGAAUCGGUUCCACAGACUGUUCAGGCUGAGACAGUGAUCGCCACCCCGGAGAAAGAGGAGGUGGUGGUGGAGGCAUCCACAGCCGUGACGGAGGAGGCACCCGCAGCCGUGACGGAGGAGGCACCAGCCGCCGAGGUGGUGACUGAGGAAGUACCGCCCCAGGAAUCAACUGAAAAGGCUGUACCGGCUGAGGAGCCAGCACCUGAAGCCGAGACAGAGAAAGUUGCCACUGAGGAACCAGCUGCAGCCACAGAAGCCGCUGCUGAGGGCCGCCACAGAAGAAGCUGCCCCGACUGACGCAGCGGCGGAAGUUGCAGCUGAGAAAACUGAGGAGUGAGGAGAAGUGGAAGAAGCAAUAGAGAAAUUGAUGGAAGUAUUUGGAUGGUUAUGCCAAAAUUAAGCUUUAUUAAUUAUUUCUUUUUGAUAUGUUUAUGAUUUGGUAUUAUUGUAUUCUGUAUUGGGGUAUUUUUAUUUGAAAAAGGCAGAAUUAUAUUUGGAAGGGAGUGAGAUGAGUAGGAGCACUUGGAUCAACACUCUACUCUAUUCCAGUGUUAUUAUAGAGUGGUUCAAGCACAGUGUUCCUUUACUCUAUAUGAUGAUGAUGAUAUUCUUGGUUUGAUGGAUGUGAUCCUGAUCAGCCUUGAAUUAAUAAAUAUAUGUCGUCUUGAUAUACUA
This is a messenger RNA of Sesamum indicum (sesame), 821 nucleotides long. Lineage: Eukaryota; Viridiplantae; Streptophyta; Magnoliopsida; Lamiales; Pedaliaceae. The record is from RefSeq and is a predicted model, not a curated record.